CAAGUUUCGGUUGUUUGCUGUUGCGGCGGCGGUUGUAUUUGUGGUUGUGGUUGUGGUGUGGUGGAACGUUACAGCAAUCUCUCCUUCUCUCUCUUGUUUUUAUUGUUGGAAGUUGACAACUAUUUCGUUGGAAAUCUAACGUAAGGUCAAGAUGAGUUGUGAAAUGCAAAUGGACAAAGAAAAAGAGCAAGAGCGCUGUCCUGGAAGCAGCAAUCCUCUUGAACAAUUCGUUGUACUUGCUAAAUCAGCUCGUGGUGCAGCUGCAGUAGAGUUAGUGAAACAAGUUCUUGAAGCUCCAGGAGUUCAUGUGUUUGGAGAACUUCUCGAUACUGACAGUAUCAAAGAGCUUGCCAAUGGCCCUCAUUCAAUGUACUUUGAGCUGUUGAGGCUGUUUGCUUAUGGGACCUUUCGAGAAUACAUUGAUGUCAAAGAUAAAUUGCCAGAGCUAACACCAGUCAUGAAAAAGAAGUUGCAGCAUCUUACCAUUGUUAGUCUGGCUACUAAAAUGAAGUGUAUUCCAUAUUCUGUUCUCUUGCAAGAAUUAGACAUUAAAAAUGUUCGUGAUUUGGAAGAUCUGAUAAUAGAAGCAAUAUACUCAGAUAUCAUUCAUGGCAAAUUAGACCAGCGCAAUAGUCAGCUUGAGCUUGAUUAUGCUAUUGGAAGAGACACACAGCCCGGUGAUUUGGCUCAUAUCAGCUCAACUCUCCAGGCAUGGUGUGAUGCCUGUGAGGCUGUUCUUGUUUGUGUUGAAUCCCAGAUACAGAAGGCAAAUUCCCAGAAAAAUAAAUCCUUGAAACACAAAGAAGCCAUAGAACAAGAGGUAGCAAACAUUAAAAAGACCUUAAAAACUCAGACUCAAGAUUCAGAUGAAGCUAUGAAUACAGACAUGAGAGAAGCAUCUGGCCAUGGAAGUCAUUCAUCAGACAAAUCUAAAAAGGGAUUUAGGGUUAAAAAUUUGCGCAGCAGCAGUGCUAAAUUUUGGCAAAAGUCUUAAAGUACUGAAUAUGAAUAAGUGAUAUUUCAUGUGAUUUUUAAAAAAUCAUUGAGCUAUGGGUAUGCAAGGUUUUUUUUUUUACUUUUUUUAAAAUUUGCAAGUACAGAAAUGUUUUUCUGAUACCUUCUCUGCUCAAGUCAAUAACUUUCUUAUUGUGAAUAUUUGUGUCCUGACUGUGACUUAUUUUAAGAAAGGAUGUGUAAUUAUGUAAAAUAUUUUGAAUGUAUCUUAUAUCUGUGUACUACUACUAGCAAGGCUCCGUCCGAAUUCUCAUUCAGUCCUUUCCAUUCCAUUUCCUUUCAUGUCUUUUCUAGGUGAGGGGGUGGUGAAACAGAUACGAAAGGAAACAGAAUGGACCGGACUUAUGAGAAUUCGGAUGGAGUCUAAGUGUACUUUAUUUCUCCAGUUGCUAACAGAAAUUAAAUGUUCUAAUAAUAGAA
Molecule: messenger RNA, 1434 nt
Organism: Frankliniella occidentalis (western flower thrips)
Lineage: Eukaryota; Metazoa; Arthropoda; Insecta; Thysanoptera; Thripidae
Gene: CSN7
Product: COP9 signalosome complex subunit 7b
Exons: 6
Coding region: 152-994 (280 amino acids)
Biological process (GO): COP9 signalosome assembly
Cellular component (GO): COP9 signalosome
Source: RefSeq, a predicted model, not a curated record